AUGCCGCCUAAACCUCCUUCAUUCUCGAGGGCAUGGGAUGGUAUUAAUCCCAGCCUUUCACAAUGGACCUUGGAUGCCGUGGCCUCGAUGGGCUUUGCUCGAAUGACCCCAGUCCAGGCCUCCGCAAUUCCGCUUUUCAUGGCGCAUAAAGAUGUGGUUGUGGAAGCAGUCACUGGAAGUGGAAAGACACUCUCCUUCUUGAUCCCGGUGGUAGAGAAACUAUUGCGCCUUGACGAACCUCUCAAGAAGCACCAUGUCGGCGCUAUUAUCAUUUCUCCUACUAGAGAAUUGGCCUCGCAAAUUUACCAAGUCCUCUUGUCUUUACUAGAAUUCCAUCCAGCAUCCGCUGCAGCGAUCCAUCCCCAAGAAGACGACGCACCGCGCCCAAAGGCCUCCGCCUCAACCCUAAAGGUCGUCCCACAGCUCCUUCUCGGUGGAACUACAUCGCCCGCAGAGGAUCUUAGCACUUUCCUCAAGAAAUCACCGAACGUUCUGGUUUGCACUCCAGGAAGAUUGUUGGAGCUCCUUUCCUCCCCUCAUGUGCACUGCCCGCAGUCUUCCUUCGAAAUGCUUGUUCUCGACGAGGCCGAUAGAUUGCUGGAUCUUGGAUUCAAGGACGAUCUCCAGAGGAUUCUCCGCCAUCUACCCAAACAGAGGAGGACAGGUCUAUUCAGUGCCAGUAUCAGUGAAGCCGUGGAUCAAAUUGUCCGCGUGGGACUGCGUAACCCAGUUAAGGUAGCCGUCAAGGUUAAGGGAGGAGCUGGAGCAGAAGACAAGCGCACUCCUGCGAGUCUACAGAUGACUUAUCUUACAACACCCCCAGCUCAUAAAUUCUCCAUCCUGAAGCAAAUCUUGUUAUCCGUGCAGCCAACGCCACAGAAAACCAUCUUUUUCGUAUCAACAUGCUCCAGUGUCGAUUACUUGGCCAUGAUUCUUCCAAUUAUACUAGGAGAUGAAUUCCUCCUCGUCCCCCUGCAUGGCAAACACCCUGCCAAUGUCCGCCAAAAGAACUUUAUUCGCUUCACCACAUCCACCACCCCCUCAAUUCUCCUUACUACCGAUGUCGCCUCUCGUGGUCUGGAUAUCCCAUCCGUCGACCUAGUUGUUCAGAUUGAUCCACCCUCAGACCCUAAAACCUUUAUUCACCGCUGCGGCAGAGCAGGUCGCGCUGGUCGAAAGGGUCUUAGUAUCGUGCUUUUACACCCAGGACGAGAAGAAGACUAUGUCUCAUUCUUAGAAGUGCGAAAGACCCCAGUGGCACAUUUCAAUCUUCCAACUCCAAGUUCGGACGUGGAUGCAGCCGUGGCUACUCAAGCUGUCCGCGCCGUGACUUUGAAGGACCGUGCUAUUCACGAUAAGGCUCAGAAGGCUUUUGUCAGCUGGCUUCGCAGCUACAGCAAGCAUCAAGCAAGCAGUAUCUUCCGUGUGUCAGAUCUUGACUGGGAAGCCUUGGGCAAAGCAUGGGGACUUCUCCGACUACCCAAAAUGCCUGAACUGCGGAGUUUCACUGGUGAUAAGUCACUGGGCGUGAGCAAUGACUGGGAUAACUAUGCUUACAAGGAUAAGCAGCGAGAGAAGCGUCGCAAGGAGGUGAUAGCGGAGAAUGCAGCUGGAGAGGGCACUAAGCAGGAGUCACGGAAGCGUCGUGCAGAUGAGCCAGUGGCUUGGAGCCAGAAUCAAGAGGAGAGAGAGAAGAAGCUUAAGCGGAAGGAGUUUAAGCAGGCACGCAAGGAGCAGGAGAGAUGGGAGCAAUUGCCUGAGGCUGAUAAGGAGAAGGCUCGUGAGACAGAACGGAUGGUGGAGUCUAUUCGGGCAAUGAAUGAAGAGGAACGGCUGGCUAGGAAAGCUGCUGCGGCUGAGUCAAAAGAUGCGGGCGGUGAUGUUGAGUUUAAGGGAUUUGACUAG
Molecule: messenger RNA, 1905 nt
Organism: Penicillium malachiteum
Lineage: Eukaryota; Fungi; Ascomycota; Eurotiomycetes; Eurotiales; Aspergillaceae
Gene: spb4
Product: ATP-dependent RNA helicase SPB4
Exons: 3
Coding region: 1-1905 (634 amino acids)
Cellular component (GO): nucleolus
Molecular function (GO): ATP binding; nucleic acid binding
Source: RefSeq, a predicted model, not a curated record